Molecule: messenger RNA, 1630 nt
Organism: Cylicocyclus nassatus
Lineage: Eukaryota; Metazoa; Nematoda; Chromadorea; Rhabditida; Strongylidae
Source: the annotation of a GenBank genome assembly
GACUCAGUUCGAGGCUGUGUAUUCUUGAUUCAACAAAAUAUGCAUUUUUCAAGAUUACCAAGAUUUAGAUGGGUAUAUCCUGGAUUUGGGCCUCGCUGAAUCAUGCUCAGGGAGAACGAGGGCUUGCAGCUUCUGCUGCUUGCCUGUGUUGUGUAUUCGUGCUAGCUUACUGUGUAUCUGUUAGCCAUUCCAUAGUUUUGAUGGCUGCCAUGUGGAUCUCUAUCUUUGCCCUAUGUUCGUUGUUAUCGGCCCUAUACUCUAUGACUAUCACUCACAAACCCAUGGAGAAGUUUAGUUAUGGUCUUGCGCGGGUUCCAGUUCUAGCAGUGUUCAGCACCACGGUAUUAGCACAACUUUUCUCCAUUUUCCUUUCAAAAGAGUCAUUUGAACAUAUGCUCUCACCGGAUCAUCAAGGUUCCCAUGAGCCAUCAAAUAGCGCACAUGAACAUGGUCCGGAGAGCGUGGGUGGAUGGCCAUAUUUCCUUGGCGCUGGAGCCUCUUCCAUAGCUUUGCUGAUAUCUGCAUAUUCUCUGAAAAACCAGCCGUUCAAUCAUGUGUUAACUGCAUCGAGCAGCUCAAGUUUACAGGAGCAUGCUGCCGACAUCUGCCAUGCCAUUUGUUGGGUCAUUCCCGGUCUGUCCAGACUUCUCCUACCUAGGAUUAACUCCAUGGUAUUACUAGCAACAGUCACCAGCUGUUUACUCAUCCUUUGUGAACAAUUCAGACAUGAUUUCGCUUGGGCGGAUCCAGUGUGCUGUCUUUUCUUGUGCGUUGCGGUUUUCUCCACAAUGUGGCCGUUGUCAUCCUACACAGGAAUGAUACUCCUACAAACGGCUCCGCCUCAUUUAUUGAAUCAGAUUGAUAGGUGCAUUUCUGAAGCGUCAACCAUUGAUGGUGUCUUGGAGAUUCGAGCGCGACAUUUUUGGCAGUUGGAUUUUGCGCAGUUGGUGGGCACCGUUGAUGUACGAGUUCGACGUGACGCCGAUGAGCAAAAUGUUUUGACUUUGGUCACAGAUAAAAUGUCGUCUGUUGUCAGCAUGCUAACUGUGCAGAUUGUCAAAGAUGCUGCAUGGAAUAUGGAGGGUAUGAAUUCUAUGAACUCGAUUGCCUCUGAUCCCCAUAUUCACGCUCAUGAUGAUGAUCACGGCCAUGGACAUAGUCAUGGUCACGGCCAUAGUCACGACCACGAUCAUGACGAUGAUGGAGGUCAUGGACAUUCACAUUCCAACCCAACCGGACAUGGACACUCACAUGGAUCGGCACCCCACCUGGAUGCACACGCGUCCAAUUAUGGAGUGAAUGCUACUCCGGGCUUCCCCAACUUCCAACAACCUUACGGCAAUCCUUCAAAUAAUGCCGCAGCACAUGGUCAUACGCAUGAUGGAGUAACCUAUCAUUAAUUUUAUUUUAAGUUUUCAAGAUUUUGGCAUCAUCCUAGUUUUUGACGACGAUGUUUGCAUAGCUUAUUUAUUUCUACUAUUUAUACAUAUCCCAUAUGAUAGGGUAUUCAACUGUGUUGAAGUUUUAUCUUGUUAUGUUUCUAUGCGACGCAGUCAUUUCGUCAUGUGUUACUUUGUUGAAAUGUUAUUAUUUGCAUUUUCUGUGAUGAGGGCGACGGGAUAAAUGGGUC